UAUGAAGGCGCGGAGGAGGGCAGCCAAGGUCCCGAGGACUGGAAGGCCCGCCUGGACAGGGAGUGGGAGUCGGAGGAAGAAUUCUUUUCCGACAUGGAAGCACAGUCCCCAGAGGGGCAGGUCAGCUCUGUGGACACAGCCUUCUCAGACACCAGUCUCCAGGACGACGUGGGCCCCCCGGAGCUGGCCCAGGGCACGGGCAGGGAGGCCGACCUGGAGGGUCCCUCGGAGCCGCAGACACCGAGCAGUCUCCCCAUGGAGCUGCCCCAGCAAGCCAUGGGCCGCGCGUCAUCGGAGCCUGUGGUCAGCAGGCCGGACGGCCCCCGGUGGAUGGACCUCCGGCUGAGCCGGGAGAGCAGCAUCGUGUCCUCGGACCUGGGCAGGCCGGGCACAGAGGAGCCAGGGGUGUCUCCAGAGGUGCCCCUGGGCAGCUUUCUGGACAGGAUCCAACAGCCACCCUCAGAGGAAGGGGCCUCGGGGGACAGAGCCGAGUCGCACAGCAGUGGCGAGGCUGAUGGUGACAGAACUCAGCUGGUGGUUUUGGAUCCAAACCACCCCCUGAUGACGAGAUUCCAGAGCGCCCUGAAGAGCUACCUCAACCGGCAGAUCGAGAAGCUGAAACUCGACCUGAAGGAGCUGGACGUGGCCAACAAGCAGAGCCGCGCACAGAGGCAGGAGCUGGGCGUGAACCUGUACCGCGUGCAGCAGCACCUGGCGCGCCUGCAGACACAGCUGGAGAAGAGCCACGACCGCUACUCGCUGGUCGCGUGCGCCCGGCGCCAGAAGGAGGAGGAGCUGCAGGACGCACGCGCACUCUACGCGCGGACCUGCGCGACUGCCGGCCAGGAGCGCAAGAAGCUGACGGCCCUCCAGACGGAGAUGGAGAAGCUGGCCCUGCACCUGUUCUACAUGCAGAACAUCGACCAGGACGUGCGGGAUGACAUUUGCGUGAUGAAACAGGUGGUGAAGAAGGCAGAGACAGAGAGGAUGCGGGCAGAAAUGGAGAAGAAGAAGCAGGACCUGUUCGUGGACCAGCUCACCACGCGGGCCAAGCAGCUGGAAGAGAACAUUGCCCUAUUCGAGGCUCAGUAUGCUGCCCAGGCAGAGGACACCCGGGUGCUGCGGAGUGCAGUGAGCAAGGCCUCCAUGGAGAUUGAGACCAUCAACCUGGAGAAGAAGCGCAUCCUACGGCAGUGGGCCAGCAGCCUGGUGAGCAUGCGGCACCGUGAUGAGGAGCACCGGGCCAUCCUGGAAGCACUCAGGGAGUGCCAGCACCAUGCCAAGUCGGUGGACGGUGAGGUGGAGGCCUACAAGAAGUCCAUUGUCCAGGAGGAGGAGCGGAAUGAGAAGCUGGCCCGCAUCCUGACGCGCGUGGAGACGGAGGCCAGCCUGAUGCAGAAGCUCACGGCGCAGUGCCUGGGCAGGCAGGAGGCCCUGCACAGUGAAUUCAACACCUACAGGCUCACCCUGCAGGACACGGAGGACGCCCUGGCCAAGGGCCACCAGGAGCACUCGGCGGUCAUGGAGGAGCUGCAGGCUGUGCGCCUGGGCGUCCGGCAAGAGCUGGAGCUGAAGCGCAGCCUGGACGCCUCCAUCCUGGAGAAGCUGCAGGAGCACAUGACCUCCAACAAGAUGACCAAGUACUUCAGCCAGCUCCUGCGGCGCCUGCAGAAGGAGAGGACCAACAUGGUGACACAUCUCUCCAAAAUCGACGGGGACAUCGCCCAGACCACUCUGGACGUCACCAACACCAGUUGCAGGCUGGACUCGCACCGCAAGGCGCUGGCCGAGCUGGACAAGGAGGUGAAGAAGCUGAAUGAGCUCAUCACCAACAGCGAGAAUGAGAUCUCCCGGCGCACCAUUCUGAUCGAGAGGAAGCAGGGCCUCAUCAACUUCUUCAACAAGCAGCUGGAGCAGACCGUGUCGGAGCUAGGGGGGGAAGAAAUGGGGCCCCUGGAGCUGGAGCUGAAGAGGCUGAGGAAGCUGCUGGAGGAGCAGGGAGCCCAGCUGGUGCAGGCCCAGGGCACGUGGCUGCGGCUGCAGCAGGAGAUGGUGAAGGCCACGCAGGAGCGCGAGGAGCAGCUGGGAUUGCUGGACACGUUCAAGAAGGAGAUGCGCAUCCUAGAGCAGAAGAAGCUGCGCACAGAGAGCAAGAUUGACCAGGAGAAGAAGGAGCAGAAGCAGAUAGAGCGCCACCUGCGGGACCUGGACCACGACCUGAAGAAGCUCAACGUGCUAAGCAGCCAGAACCGCAGCAGCUCGGAGGAGCUGCAGCACGGCAACCUGGUGGCUCAGAACGAGUUCGUGCGCGAGCUCAAGGACUUGGAGCGUGAGACCAUCGAGUUGCAGGAGAAGCUGAGCCAGCUCACCGAGGAGAAGGCGGCCAUCCUGAGGGACCUGGUGGAGGCCGAACAUCAGAUCAUGGUCUGGGAGAAGAGAAUCCAGCUGGCCCGAGAGAUGCGUGCCUCAGUGGACUCAGAGAUGGGUCAGACAGAGAUGUGCGCCAUGAAGGCGGAGAUCCAUCGCAUGAAGGUCCGGCUCGGGCAGCUGCUGAAACAGCAAGAGAAGAUGAUCCACGCCAUGGAGGCGGCCGUGAGCCACAGAGAGACCAUCAACACCCGCGGGGAGAGCCAGGCCAAGGCCGACAACAAGCUGCUCACCCGCACCGACUUCCACCACCGGCAGGUGGAGCUGCGCCGCAAGAUCAGGGACACGCACAAGGCCUCUGAGGAGUGCAGCAACACCAUCCUGGAGCUGGAGGACACGCAGAAGCAGCUAAGCAGCUCGCUCCUGGAGAAGCAGCAGCGGCUGUCCACCAUGCAGGCUGAGCUGGACAUGCUCGAGGCUGACCAAGAGGCGCUCACGGUCCUCAAGAGACAGAACCUGCUGGACAUCGUGGCGCUGCAGACGCGCCUCAAGCACCUGCAGGCCGUGAAGGAUGGGCGGUACAUGUUCCUGUGCCGCUCCCCAUCGGCCUUGCAGCUGGAGCGCCGGCGCCUGGAUGACCGGCUGGCCCAGCUGGCCACCGUGCUGGCCCACGUGCAGUCCGAGUUCCCUCAGUUCCAGGAGGCCCUGCACAAGGUCAGCCAGAAGGUCUCCAGCCAGCUCCGGUCCCUGGGGCCCACCUAGGCUGCGGCCGGACAGAACCAGCCCACCUGCUCUUCACCACA
Molecule: messenger RNA, 3170 nt
Organism: Ochotona princeps (American pika)
Lineage: Eukaryota; Metazoa; Chordata; Mammalia; Lagomorpha; Ochotonidae
Gene: CCDC40
Product: coiled-coil domain containing 40
Exons: 18
Coding region: 94-3129 (1011 amino acids)
Biological process (GO): axoneme assembly; heart looping; epithelial cilium movement involved in determination of left/right asymmetry
Cellular component (GO): cytoplasm; cilium
Source: RefSeq, a predicted model, not a curated record